This is a messenger RNA of Lodderomyces parapsilosis, 1827 nucleotides long. RefSeq lists its product as uncharacterized. Gene Ontology annotation, biological process: glycerophospholipid catabolic process. NCBI's taxonomy places the organism in Eukaryota, Fungi, Ascomycota, Pichiomycetes, Serinales, Debaryomycetaceae. The record is from RefSeq and is a predicted model, not a curated record. Gene Ontology annotation, molecular function: A2-type glycerophospholipase activity. Gene Ontology annotation, cellular component: plasma membrane; intracellular membrane-bounded organelle; cytosol. The transcript has a single exon. Bases 1 to 1827 code for a protein of 608 amino acids.
AUGCUCAUAUUAGUACUCCUUUUGUUGUUUCAUACAAUUCUAGCAUCGUCAUCCCAUGGCUAUGCUCCUGUUGCCGUUUCUUGUCCCGGCGGCCAACUAACUAGGUCAUCUCUUACUGGUAUCAAUCCUGAUGAAAAGCGAUACGUUGACAAUAGGUACAAAAUGGUUGCUAAAACAAAUUUGAAAGCAUUCCUUUCAAACGCUAACUUGACUAAUUUUGACGUUGAUUCAUUUCUUGACCAAACUAAUUCAACUAUUGGUAUUGCUUUCUCUGGUGGUGGUUACAGAUCCCAGCUCGCUGGUGCUGGUCAAUACGCUGCAUUGGAUUCAAGAACAAGAGUGGCUAAUGGUAAAGGUUUGGGAGGUAUAUUGCAAGCUGCUAGUUACAUCUCGGGUCUUUCUGGUGGUUCGUGGUUGGUUGGCUCCUUGGUUAGCAACGACUUAAUGUCCAUUGACGAAUUGUUCAGCCAUAACGCUCUUUGGCAAUUGCAGGAUUCGUUGGUGGCCAAUGGAGAAGACAUUCCAAGUAACUGGGACUAUUGGAAGCUGAUAAAUGACGAAGUAAGGGGAAAGAAGAAGGCAGGGUUUGAUGUAACCAUUACCGAUGUUUACGGCCGAGCUUUGAGCUAUCAAUUGCUCACAAAUUCAGACUAUGAAGGUGCCAGUUACAAGUUCAGCUCAGUUAUUGACCAAAGCAACUACCAAAGUUUUCAAGCACCUUUCCCUAUCCUUGUUUCCAUAGGUAGAGAACCGGGGACUUCGGUUAUUAGUGUCAACAGUACUGUGUUCUCCCUCACACCUUAUGAGGUUGGAAGUGAGGAUCCUUCAUUGCAAUCAUUUGUUCAAACAAAAUAUCUUGGAACACAAUUAGACGAUGGGUAUGCAAACAACCGUUCUUGUGUCAAUGGAUUUGAAAAUGUUGGGUUCUUUAUGGGCACAUCAUCCUCAUUGUUCAACAGCGUCAUUCUUGGAUUAAAUUCACAAGACCUUCCCGAGUUUUUGAGGAACUUGUUGAAUAAAUUCCUUGUCGAGCCUUUUGAGAGGUUGAAUGUUGAUGUGGCGCAUUAUAAUCCGAACCCGUUCUACAAGAGUCAAAAUGCGAGGAAUUCAAUUGAAAAGAGUGACACGUUAUAUUUGGUUGACGGUGGUGAAGACGGUCAAAAUGUACCUUUGGUUCCUUUACUUCGUCGGAACCUAAGCGUGAUAUUUGCAUUUGAUAACUCCAACGACCACCUAGGAUGGCCAGAUGGGACAAGUUUGAUCAAAACUUAUGAACGCCAAUUUUCAGCACAGGGGAGGGGAACUCCAUUCCCCUAUGUCCCGGAUCAAAAGACGUUUAAAAAUUUGAACUUAACUUCAAAGCCUGCAUUUUUUGGUUGUGAUGCAAAGAACUUGACCUCCUUGACUUCCGAUAUAUAUGACGUGCCUUUGAUAAUCUACACUGCAAAUCGUCCCUACACUUACUGGUCAAACACAUCAACGUUCAAAAUGGCAUACUCGUUAGAAGAGCGUAAUCAAAUGAUAUCUAAUGGUUUUGCAACAGCAACCAGAUUGAAUGGAACGUUGGAUGAAGAAUGGGAUGCUUGUAUUGGAUGUGCCGUCAUCAGACGUGAACAAGAGAGGUUAGGUCUUGAACAGAGUGAACAAUGUAAGCAGUGUUUUGAAAGGUAUUGCUGGGAUGGUACUAUUUAUGAGGGAGAGUCGAUCGGGGACAAUUUUGAUGACAAUGGAAUCACCAGUGAUGCCACCUACUACAAUGCACAAAAUGUCCCCGGAUUUGACGAAACAGGUGCCAACCUCAAAAGAGAUGAGCUCGCCACUGAUUAG